This is a messenger RNA of Schistosoma intercalatum, 1125 nucleotides long. Lineage: Eukaryota; Metazoa; Platyhelminthes; Trematoda; Strigeidida; Schistosomatidae. The record is from the annotation of a GenBank genome assembly.
AUGUUCACACAUGAUCUGCUCACUGAUUGUAGUAGUAGUAGUAGUAGUAGUAGUAGUAGUAGUAGUAGUAGUAGUAGUAGUAGUAGUAGUAGUAGUAGUAGUAGUAGUAGUAGUAGUAGUAGUAGUAGUAGUAGUAGUAGUAGUAGUAGUAGUAGUAGUAGUAGUAGUAGUAGUAGUAGUAGUGGUAGUAGUAGUAGUAGUAGUAGUAGUAGUAGUAGUAGUAGUAGUAGUAGUGGUGGUGGUAGUAGCAGUAGUAGUAGUAGUAGUAGUAGUAGUAGUAGUAGUAGUAGUAGUAGUAGUAGUAGUAGUAGUAGUAGUAGUAGUAGUAGUAGUAGUAGUAGUAGUAGUAGUAGUAGUAGUAGUAGUAGUAGUAGUAGUGGUAGUAGUAGUAGUAGUAGUAGUAGUGGUGGUAGUAGCAGUAGUAGUGGUAGUAGUAGUAGUAGUAGUAGUAGUGGUGGUGGUGGUAGUAGCAGUAGUAGUGGUAGUAGUAGUAGUAGUAGUAGUAGUGGUGGUAGUAGUAGUAGUAGUAGUAGUAGUGGUAGUAGUAGUAGUAGUAGUAGUAGUAGUGGUGGUGGUAGUAGCAGUAGUAGUAGUAGUAGUAGUAGUAGUAGUAGUAGUGGUGGUAGUAGCAGUAGUAGUAGUAGUAGUAGUAGUAGUAGUAGUAGUGGUAGUAGUAGUAGUAGUAGUAGUAGUAGUAGUAGUAGUGGUAGUAGUAGUAGUAGUAGUAGUAGUAGUAGUAGUAGUAGUAGUAGUAGUAGUAGUAGUGGUGGUGGUAGCAGUAGUAGUGGUAGUAGUAGUAGUAGUAGUAGUAGUAGUAGUAGUAGUAGUAGUAGUAGUAGUAGUAGUAGUAGUAGUAGUAGUAGUAGUAGUAGUAGUAGUAGUAGUAGUAGUAGUAGUAGUAGUAGUAGUAGUAGUGGUAGUAGUAGUAGUAGUAGUAGUAGUAGUAGUAGUAGUAGUAGUAGUAGUAGUAGUGGUGGUGGUAGUAGCAGUAGUAGUAGUAGUAGUAGUAGUAGUAGUAGUAGUAGUAGUAGUAGUAGUAGUAGUAGUAGUAGUAGUAGUAGUAAUAUUUUAAUUAGCACUGAAUAUGUUGACCCCAUGAGACUCUUGCUUAUGGACGACCUUUGA